GACCUGAUUGGCUGAUGAUGGCAUUGUACUUGCCCCGGUGUCCCGAGUUUGAGUUGACUUUCGGAGAACUGAGUUAUGGCCUCUUUGAGCCAGCGACUGCGGGAACUACGGGGACCCCUGCUCCCAUCCAAGGUCCUGGUGGAGGAGAGCGAUGAAUGUCUGAUGGAGGACGUGGAGGACGAAGAUCCGGUGUUCGUCGAUGCCGAGGAGCUCUGCAGUGGGGGCGUAAAAGCUGGCAGCCUCCCUGGGUGCCUCCGUGUUGUAAUUGCUGAUGAAAACACUCAAGAACAGUGUGAAGUGUCUGGACGUUUUCCAUUAACGGGUCCUUGGUGGCGAGUGAAGGUACAAGUAAAGCCUGUGGGAUCAAGGAACUAUCACGUUCAAGGAUUUCCAUCAUACUUUUUACAGUCUGAUAUGUCACCACCGAAUCAAAAAAACAUCUGUUCCCUCUUUCUUAAAGAAUGUAAUGUCUCCAGUGACAUUAUAAAUAAAUUUUUAGACUGGGUAAAUAAAAUAUCAGGCUAUAAAAACCUCAACUUUGAAAAUCUUAGGGAAACAUUAAGACUGUUCUACAAAGAACUUGGGAGAAAUGGUCAAAAACAAUCUACAAAGACUGAACAGGAAGAGUCCCAACCAGAUCAUGAGAUGUGCCUUCCUGUGGAAAACACAAUUCCGUUUAUAAGUGUAACGACAGCAUUGAAGUUUCCAAAAAUAAUGGAAUUCCUUCCAGUUCUUCUGCCUCAACACUUUAAACAGCUCAUAAGCUCAGAUUCUAAAGAUGUGUUGAGAAAGAUAGAAGAGAUUUUGGUUACGAAUCCAUGGAAACUUGGAUUUAGCAAAAUAACCUACAGAGAAUUGAAGCUUUUGCGAUGUGAGGCAAGUUGGACGGCAUUUUGUCAGUGCGAGCCUCUUCUCCAGCUGAUGACUGAUUUAGAGAAGAAUGGAUUAAUAAUAUAUUCUAAACUGAAGCAGAUAUGUAGAGAGCAUGGGCACACAUAUGUAGAAGAAGCUGACUUAACUUCUCAGUUGUCAAACUGUAUGUUUUUUCAUGAUGUUUGGCAGUCUCUGCAGUUUUUGAAGGAUAUCGGUGUGGUGACAUAUAAGAAGAGCCGUAUCUUUCUUUAUGACCUUUUCCGGGCUGAAAAAGACAUUGCCUCUUUAAUAGGUAACCUGAUGACAAGGCCUCCAUGGCAUUUACAUGUUGAUGUCAAGAAGGUGCUUGCAUCUCUUCAUACCAAAAAACUGGAGGAUUCAAGAAGCGAUGAUACAUUGAACGAAAGUAAACCUGACAAAACAGGAUUAGAAACUUCGGACGGCGUUCUGAAUGCACAGGGCAGCGGUGACCAUAUUUGGGAUAACGGUGAAAAUGAAGAUAAUGCAGAAAUAAGUCAAGAUCACCUGGACCAGGAUCAGGUGGCUGCUUUGGAGAUGAUCUGCUCCAAUGCUGUGACAGUCAUAAGUGGGAAAGGUGGUUCUGGGAAGACCACAAUUGUUAGCCAUCUUUUUAAGCAUGUGGAGCUGUUGGAAGAAAACGAAGUAAAAAAAGCAUGUGAGGACUUUGAACAAGACCAAGAUUUAUCAGAAGAGUGGAUUACCUUUAGCCAGCAAAGUGCACUGAAGGCAGACAAGGCGAUAGAGGUUUUACUUACUGCACCUACAGGAAAAGCAGCUGGUUUACUGAGAGAGAAGACUGGUUUUAGUGCUUAUACGCUGUGUCAGGUCAAUUAUAGCUUCUACUUAUGGAAGAAAAUAAUGAACAUGAGCAGUCCAUGGAAAUUUUCUUCAGUUAGAGUUCUAGUUGUGGACGAAGGGAGUUUGGUAUCUGUAGGAAUCUUCAAAUCCGUUUUAAAUUUAUUGCUUGAGCACUCCAAACUUUCUAAGCUUAUUAUUCUUGGUGACAUUAGACAGUUACCCAGCAUUGAACCUGGUAACUUGCUGCAAGAUCUUUUUGACACUCUUAAGUCAAGAAAGUGUGCUAUUGAACUAAAGACAAACCAUAGAGCAGAAUCUGAGCUAAUUGUGGACAAUGCUACAAGAAUCUCAAAACGCCAAUUUCCAAAAUUCGAUGCAGAGCUGAAUAUCUCUAAUGAUCCAACAUUUCCUGUCUCUAUACAAGAUAAAACAUUUAUUUUUGUGAAACUUCCAGAAGAGGAUGCUAGUUCUCAGUUAUCAAAAAGUAAUCAUCACUUUUAUUUAUAUUCUGCUGUUAGCGCUUUACUCAAAGAAAAAGACCUACAAUGUGCAGAGACAUCACAAUUUAUUGCAUUUAGAAGGCAAGACUGCGAUGUCAUCAACGACUGCUGUGGCAAGCACUACACUGGCCACCUGACCAAAGACCAUCAGAAUAGACUCGUAUUUGGAGUUGGUGAUAAAAUUUGUUGUACCAAGAAUGCAUAUCUCUCAGAUUUACUGCCUGAAGAUACCUCCAACGGACGGCAAAGUAAUGAACUAGAGGCCAGUGGUGAAGGCUUUAAUUGGACCCUUCAUCAUGUUGCUAAGAAUAAGCAUGACUUUGAGAGUGGUAUUCGACUCUGCAAUGGAGAAAUAUUUUUCAUAACAAGUGAUAAAGUUGAUAUAACCCGUGGAAAGAAAAGAUUUUUGACCAUUAAUAAUAUGGCUGGCUUGGAAGUAACUGUAGAUUUUGGGAAACUGAUGAAACAUUGUCGCAUAAGACAUGCAUGGGCAAGAACGAUUCACACUUUUCAGGGGUCUGAGGAGCAGACAGUUGUCUACGUGGUCGGGAAGGCGGGCCGCCAGCACUGGCAGCAUGUCUACACUGCUGUCACCAGGGGCCGCUGCAAAGUGUAUGUCAUUGCGGAAGAGUCUCAUCUCCGAAACGCAAUUUUGAGGAACAGUGUCUGCAGAAAAACUCGUCUGAGACAUUUUUUGCAAAAUGAGCUCUCCACGAGCUGUGCAUCUCCAGCAGAUCGUGCAUCCCCGUCACCAAGCUCCAAAGACAGCAGAGGACGCAGCACACAGCCCUCAGGGUCACCAUUCCCGACAGACACAGCUGACGCUCUGACAAGCAAUAUCUCCGGAAGCCAGGCCUCUGCGGCUGAUGACAAGACGCCUGCCUCUGCUGGAAGAUGGAAAUUUUCUUUUUCUGGUGAAGCAGAUACAGACGAAGAUCCAUCCAAAUCACGAGGCUUCAAAAGAACCAGUGUCAUGAAUGAAGACGGAAGUCCAAACAAAAUUCUUAUGGUGGAAGAAUCGUCUCCACAAGUGUCUUCCAAACUUCAGAAUUUGAGACUAAAUAGUUUAACCCCCAGGCAACUUUUCAAACCCACAAAUAAUCAAGAAACUUAAUUUUACUUCAGAUUACUCAAAAUAAUUGUCUGUUUUUUCCAUUCAACACAAAAUGAACAUCAUAACUUCAAAGUAUCAAGAUAAAAGAGGAUGUCUAUAACUGGAGCUCUGUUUUAAGGUGUUUGUGUUAUAGAUGUUUUAAAUUUAUUUGAUCAAAGAAAACCUUAAUGAUUUCGAUGUCUUUCAUCAUGAGAACCGGUAGCACUGGACAUAAAUGAGAGAAAACAGUGUCAUAUCUGUACUUUAUAUAAAGAGUUUUAUUUUUAGGAUAAUGUUUUAUUAACUUCCAUGAUCAUUGUGAGUGAUCAUUGCCAAUGGGAUGAAGCAGUUGCAAUGAGAAACUGUAGUUGCAUCUCUUACCGACACCAAUUCCAGGGUGUCAUGUCUUCUGUGAAGGGGGUCGCCUCCCAAGGCUGCCAUUUGCUCCCUAACUGCUGCCUCGCUCUACCUCAUCUGGGGCUUUUCCCGGAACCUCCUCUUGAGUUGGGAGCGCACCCUUUUUUGUUUUCUGUAUCUGAGAUGUAAUUGACAUGUAACAUUGUCUAAGUUGAAGCUGUACAAUGAGCUGAUACUUACAUAGCACACUGUGAUUACCACUGUAGCAUUAGCUGACACCUCCAUCAUGUCACAUCGUUGUCAUUUUGCAGGGGGACGAUACAGAUUGCUUUGAAGAUAUUCUACUGUGGAAAAAUUUUUUCUCAGUGAUUUUUACUUUUUUUAAAGUUUUAUUUAUUGUUGAAUGGUAAAAGAAAUAGUUGAGGAAAAAUUUACCUGAUAUCCCAAUGUUUUAAAAAUAACCUUAUUGAGAUGUAAUUCACAUACAAUUCACCCAUUUACACAAUUGAGUGGUUUUUAGUAUAUUCACAGUGGUGCUACCAAUAUCACAAUCAAUUUUAGAAUACUUUUAUGUAAUCAUCCAAAGAAAUAUUGUACCUUUCAGCUCUAAUACCCUCACCCCCACCUGCCCUGUGCAACUGCUAAUCUACUCUGUCUCUGCAGUAUGCCCUUCAUUACUGGCUUCUUGGAUUUAGCAUAAUACUUUCAGACUUAAUCCAUGUUGUAGCAUGUAUCUAUCAAUGCUCCAUCUCUCUUCUUUAAAAAAAAAUAAAAGACUAAAAACAAUCAUGUACAAAGAA
This is a messenger RNA of Pteronotus mesoamericanus, 4442 nucleotides long. It is a transcript of the gene HELB, whose product is annotated as DNA helicase B. The coding region runs from base 76 to 3306 and encodes 1076 amino acids. The record is from RefSeq and is a predicted model, not a curated record. Gene Ontology annotation, biological process: negative regulation of double-strand break repair via homologous recombination. Gene Ontology annotation, molecular function: single-stranded DNA helicase activity; 5'-3' DNA helicase activity. The transcript is spliced from 13 exons. Lineage: Eukaryota; Metazoa; Chordata; Mammalia; Chiroptera; Mormoopidae.